UUAUUAAUAUCUGAACCUCUCGACUUUUCCCACCCUCUUGCCCCCAGCUUCUUCUGCUGCUAUACACUGUUCCUCUUCCUCCAAAAACCCUUUUCUUAGUUUUUAGGGUUUGGGCUUAGGGUUUUUGUUUUCUCUUUUUUUCUCCACUUCUUGUUACUCUGUGAUUUGAGGUACUGUUUUUGGAUUUUUUUUUUCUGAAAUAUUUUAUUGGGUUCGAGUUGGUGGAGUUCGUUUGGAUCUCGAUCUGAGUGCCAGACUUAUGGAUAUUCGGAAGCGAGCGAGGUCUGAAGCUGGGUUCAACACUAAUGGCGGAGUCAAAAAGUCCAAGCAAGAAAUGGAGUCCUUAUCAACUGGUGUAGGAAGCAAAUCGAAGCCAUGCACCAAGUUUUUCAGCACUGCUGGAUGCCCAUUUGGCGAGGGCUGCCACUUUCUGCACUAUGUUCCUGGUGGUUAUAACGCUGUUGCCCAGAUGAUGAAUUUAGCACCUGCUGUUCCUCCAGCUCCAAGAAACAUGGCGCCCCCACCCCCUCUUGCGAAUGGCUCUUCAUCUGCAGCAGUUAAAACGCGUAUGUGCAACAAGUAUAAUUCUGCUGAAGGCUGCAAAUUUGGAGACAAAUGCCAUUUUGCUCAUGGUGAGUGGGAACUUGGCAAGCCAAUUGCUCCCUCCCAUGACGAUCCCCGCGCCAUGCCUUCCAUACCAAAUCGUUUCGCUGGUAGGAUGGAACCACCUCCACCAGGGCCUGCUUCAAGUUUCGGUGCCAAAGCCACUGCAAAAAUCAGUGUAGAUGCUUCCCUUGCUGGGGCCAUAAUAGGGAGGGCCGGUGUGAAUGCUAAGCAGAUAAGCCGUCAAACAGGAGCCAGGCUUUUCAUCCGGGACAUCGAGUCAGAUCCAAGUCUCAAGAACAUUGAACUUGAGGGAACUUUUGAACAGAUUGAGGAAGCAGGUGCGAUGGUAAGAGAAUUAAUUGUCACCGUGUCAAUGAAUGCCUCAAGUAAAACCACCGGAAUGCCGGGGCCCCCUGCUCCUCCAGGGAACAACUUUAAGACAAAGCUGUGUGAUAAUUUUAGCAAGGGUUCGUGCACAUUUGGAGAUAGAUGUCACUUUGCACAUGGGACAGCGGAGCUGCGCAAGUCUACACUUUGACGGGCUCGGUGCUAGUUUUUUAACAUUGGCUAGUUUCACGGCAUAUAUUGUUGCACGGCUAUGUAUUUGUGGAGGUGCUGUUUUGAAAUGUCUGUGCAAUGGAACUACUGACAAAAAACAAUACGAUAUCAGAGUUAUUUUUGUUUUUCUUUGGCGAUCUGGUUUCUUUCAGAACAUGGAUAGCUUUAUUUA
This is a messenger RNA of Ziziphus jujuba (common jujube), 1336 nucleotides long. RefSeq names its product zinc finger CCCH domain-containing protein 14. Gene Ontology annotation, molecular function: mRNA binding; metal ion binding. The transcript is spliced from 3 exons. Bases 260 to 1144 code for a protein of 294 amino acids. The record is from RefSeq and is a predicted model, not a curated record. NCBI's taxonomy places the organism in Eukaryota, Viridiplantae, Streptophyta, Magnoliopsida, Rosales, Rhamnaceae.